GGGUUACUGACAUAGAAAAGGCAGUGUUUUGAGAGUAGGGCUCACAUCCUUUUUUAUUUGCACGUUGAUCAACAUGGCAGCAGAGAUUGUACACCAUCCGAGCCCUGGAAAAACAGAAGAGCGAGAGUCUGAGGACACGUGUGGCAUGAAAAGGAAGGUGAAACUGAGAUUCAGUCUGACAAUGUUAAGUGAGGAAGAUUUGGAGACGGGUGGGCACCGGGAACUGUCACAUCCACAAACAAAGUCAAUAGAUGAGGUGGACAUUGAGGACGACUGUUUCGAUGAUGACGAUCAGCUACUUGUUUCCCUGGCAACCAUGAGCUUCAAUCUGGUUGAUGACCACGACACUGACGAACCUUUCUAUAGCUGUGAUCACCAAUUUAACGAAGUUGUGGUCACCCCUGAGCAAGCGGAUCUUGGCGUCAUUUCUGCACAAAUUGGAAAACUGAAUAAAGAAAAAAAAAAUUUGUUCCUGAAGUCAAAAUCAGUCCAAAAGUAUGUCGCAUCUGGUCAGUAUAAUCAGAUUUGUUUGGAGGACACUAUGUCAGCGAAAAUCACCAUCUUCCGAUACAUGCCCACCAAAGACACAGAAUGGCAUGUUCCUGUUGUGCUGAACUUCACUGGCACAGAGAACUUCUUCUGCUGCACCAUUGAAGGUGAAGAAAAGAUUUUGAAAAUAACAUGGUAUGACAAAAGCAAGCUAAUCAUCCCUGGAGAUGAUCCAGAAAAAAAGGCCUUUGUUUUCUACAUGUCUAUAACCCCGUCGGGUCACCGGCAUUUUGAGUCAGCACUCCACAGAGGAUGGUUCAUUCACACUGUAGACAGUGGCGUUGUGAAAAUGAAAAGAGGCGCACUUACGUCCAACAACUGCUUUGACUUAAUUGAGAGUGAUGCCACAAAAACCUUUUAUUUUUAAAAUAAAGAUUUUAUUUUUGCACUUUUAUACUGAACCGCUUUUCAUGACAUUGUAGUACCACAUAACUGGGUAUGUUUUUAUAGUACAUAAAAAAACAGCUACAUUAUAAGUACUUUAUCCAUAUAUUUAUAAUAUUAAUCUCUAUUUACAUCUGUCUGUAUAAGCAAUUAGCAAUUUCAGUCACCCUGUUGGUUACAGUAAACUCAUCAUUUGUCAUUUAUGUGCUAAUGUAUUAUUUUUACUUUUUACUUUACUUUUUUACACUUUCACAUCAGACAUUUCAAUAAACA
Molecule: messenger RNA, 1206 nt
Organism: Pimephales promelas (fathead minnow)
Lineage: Eukaryota; Metazoa; Chordata; Actinopteri; Cypriniformes; Leuciscidae
Biological process (GO): positive regulation of gene expression; macrophage chemotaxis; inflammatory response
Molecular function (GO): cytokine activity
Source: RefSeq, a predicted model, not a curated record